Messenger RNA from Botrytis fragariae, 744 nucleotides. RefSeq lists its product as uncharacterized. NCBI's taxonomy places the organism in Eukaryota, Fungi, Ascomycota, Leotiomycetes, Helotiales, Sclerotiniaceae. The record is from RefSeq and is a predicted model, not a curated record. The coding region runs from base 1 to 744 and encodes 247 amino acids. The transcript has a single exon.
AUGCCUUCUAAUUCACAGUCCAAAGUCGAAACCACGGCACAAGCCCGCCACACCUUCAAGAAAGCUAAAAAGGAUCCGAACAAUGCAAAAUCUAUGAGUCUCUACAUCAAAGUGCGCUCGCACGUCUUCGAAAUCUCCAAAGAUAUCGCCAUCAACGCCUCCAAACUCUUCGCCGAAGCAUGGAAUGCGAAUCCGACCGCGCGAGCAAUCUCAUUUAAAGUCGACGAUAAAGAUGGCGAUGAUACUGAUCCCGAUCCGGAACACUUUUAUACCGUCGAUGCGAUUGCCCAUCUGGUGGGAUAUAUGUAUGAAAAUGAACUUGGGUGUCCGACUUCUGACAUUGAGAGACAUACGGGCUGUCUGGUGGCCUGGUGUAAAGUGUAUAAAUAUGCUGCGUAUUUUGAGAUGGAGGCGGCGUGUGAGAGUGCGCUGGCUAGGGUUGAGAAAUGUUUGGGGGAGAGGAAGUACUGUCCGGGGAUUCCGACGAGGGAGGAGGUGGUGGAGGUUUAUGGGAUGACGAGGGAGGGCUCGGAGGUUAGAGAGGUUUUGGUGGAUGUGAUGGCUAAGAUGGGCAGAUUGUGGGAUGUGGUGGGGGAGAACCAUACGGGAGAUACUAAGAAUUAUGUGGAGAGCUGGUUGAGUAGUUCGAGUGUGCUGAGAGAGUUUCAGGAUGCUGUUUGGAUGAGGGUUGGGGAGGGGGAGAAGGAGAGAAUGGAAAGGAGGAGAGAAGCUGGGGGUGAUUGA